Messenger RNA from Xiphias gladius (swordfish), 2539 nucleotides. It is a transcript of the gene rmdn3, whose product is annotated as regulator of microtubule dynamics 3. The coding region runs from base 469 to 1911 and encodes 480 amino acids. Gene Ontology annotation, cellular component: spindle microtubule; mitotic spindle pole; cytoplasm. The record is from RefSeq and is a predicted model, not a curated record. Gene Ontology annotation, molecular function: microtubule binding. The transcript has 12 exons. NCBI's taxonomy places the organism in Eukaryota, Metazoa, Chordata, Actinopteri, Istiophoriformes, Xiphiidae.
GUUUUAUUUUGUACGUUGAAACCGGAAGUUAUUUUCCCACGCGCUAGCCUGGCUGUCAUCGGCGGUGCUGAUGUGAAGUAGCUACGUUAUACAUUUUCAUAGCAGUCUCGCUAGUGGCCUACUAACACUUGCACAUCGUGAUAAUUUAUACGCAGACUCGUUUAGCUUUUAAAAAAAAGUGUCGUCGUAGUAUUUAAGCGAGGCGCCAAAGGAAAAUUGUAUCUCACUAAAAGUCGAUAGUGGCUGUUGGCCAGUGAACGCUACGGCAGCGAAAGGCUAAUGACGGUAGGCUAAAGUGCUAGCGGUGAGCGUGCCCCGUACCAACCGUAUUUUCUCUAACUCGGUGCAGAGGCUCCAGUCACGUCGCUGGCAGCCUGAGGCUCAUUACAGCCGCCAUGGUGGGAGACCGUGGCACCUGUUAGUAACCGACCUUAACGUCAACGACCUGCGUCUGCGGAGUGUGGAGAAAUGAACACGCCGCUCGGCAGGAACGGGUUAAUCGGGCUUGCAGUCGGAGCUACGGCCGGCUUGAGCUUGAUUGCCUUCAUCAUUUACCGAGAGAUCAGUAAGCGAAGAUCCCAGAGACUGGUGCUGGGGGCCCGUCCAGCUCCCCGGCUGUUUGACAGCGCGGACGGAGCGGCGCUGCUGCGGGAGACGCUGGAUACUCAGGAGGCAGAGGCCCAGGAGCAGGCUCUGGCAGCAGUGGAAGCAGUGGUUCAGGGCCUGUCCCCAGAGCAGCAGCUGGAGCUCAGGAACCAGCUGGACCAGGUGCUGAGCUGUGUGGCCUCACUGCGCUCAGAGGUGGCUGAGUUGAGGGGCGGCCUGCAGGACAUCGCCCUGCAAAUCAUUCAGGAUGUCAAGAAGGGAGUGGAGGACAGUCAGCGGGUACGUCGGCGCCGUCAUCUCGUCCACAGAGAGCGCACUGACUCCGCCAGCUCCAGCUCCAUCUAUUUCACUGCCAGCCAGGGCAUGGCCAGCACGUAUGAAGAGACCAGCGAAGGAGGGUACUCCACCGCCUACGCUGAGUCAGACUACACAGACCGUGACACAGACAGAGAGGAGGGCGAGCGGGAGCCUGAGCAGGAGUCUGAGGAGGAAGAAGACAGGAGCGUUGCCACAGUCCUCACCCUCCGCCAGGAAGACUCUCAGGAUGAGGAGGUGGAGGAAGACAGGGAGCUGGAGGAUGAGGAGGAGGAGGAUGAUGAGGGGAUGCUGCAGCUGGUGACUGAAGUUCCCAGUGGGGAGCUGGCUCUCCUCCUGGCUCAGAUUGACAUCCUCCACACAGGAGAUGCCAGUUUAAAGGCAGAGGGCUUUCGACUGCUGCUGGACAACAGAGCAGAGUAUGGAGACAGCAGGGAGUUUCUAUGGCGACUGGCUCGGGCCUACAGUGAUAUGUACGAAUCCACUGAGGACAAACAAGAGAAGAAGACCUAUGCACAACAAGGUCGCGAGGAGGCAGAGCUGGCCCUGAAGAAGAACGGCCUGAACGCUGAGUGUCACAAAUGGUUUGCUGUGCUGACAGGACUGACCUCACAGCAGGAGACCAUGCACGGAAAACUGAAGAGCAGCCACAUACUGAAGGAGCACCUGGACCGUGCUAUCGCCCUCAGAGAAGAUGACCCCGUGUGUUUCUACCUGCUGGGUAGAUGGUGCUACGAGGUAGCCACUCUGGACUGGUUGGAGAGGAAGGCGGCUGCUGCCCUGUACCAGAGCCCCCCCUCCUCCACGCUGCACGACGCCCUCGAGAACUUCCUCAAGGCAGAAGAACUGAGUCCGGGUUUCUCCAAGACAGUGAGACUUUACAUCGCAAAGGUAAAGAAUCGGCUCCCUCAUCCUGGAGAGUCAUUCGACAGUGCCACAAGGAGCUGGGAAACAUCUCUGAGGCCACAAACUGGACCGAGCUGGCUCUGAAGAUGUCCACCGGCACCAAUGACGAUGAAGAAACGUCUAAACUGGAGGCUCAGCUCCGGAUCUUAACUAACAGAAAAAUCUGACCGAUUCCUUUCAACGGAGGUCCAGCAGAGGGAGACACUCAGUCGAUGGCACUGAUUGGCCAGUCAGGUCGCCAAUCUGUGAUCUUCCAGUCAGAUGGGCAGUGCAAAUGGCACACUAACUUUCUCUCCCCUCAUUGGUUGAUAUCUUUGUUAUGAUGUCACUGUGAAAUGAUAUGGAGUUAAUGAUGUUUAUUUAUUUUCUGCAGACUUUAUUAUUGUGGCUUAACUGAGUUGGUAUCAGUAUUAUGGCUUGUAGUGUGUAUGGUAUCAUAAUGUUUAUUUUAUUUUUUUACUGAAAAUCAGUGAUUAAACACAAGUAGGUUUUAUUUUCAGCACCGUCACGGGAAUGCAAUGGGAUCAGUUCACCCAAAUGACAUGACGACAGAACAGACGUGUCCACGCUUCCCUCCAGUGAUUAUAUAGUCAUGCAGAUGGUUUUGCUUUUUGGUCCAGAGACCAAUUUUAGAGACAGAUAUGUCAAAGCCUGGACAAAUAAAACUAUCUGCAUGGCUACAUACCACUAGCUUUUUAUUUAGAUUUUUGGA